Dioscorea cayenensis subsp. rotundata (Guinea yam) is the source of this 1242-nucleotide messenger RNA. RefSeq lists its product as uncharacterized. The coding region runs from base 1 to 1242 and encodes 413 amino acids. Lineage: Eukaryota; Viridiplantae; Streptophyta; Magnoliopsida; Dioscoreales; Dioscoreaceae. The transcript has 4 exons. The record is from RefSeq and is a predicted model, not a curated record.
AUGUGGCCACGAAACUUGUCUCCGGUCACACUCAUGGCCACAUUUCAUGUUUGGGGGCUGUUUCCGGUGAAGGCAUUUGGGAUGGAUCCUAUUCAUUAUUACAUAUCUGAACUGCUUUUUCAGUCAAUAUGCUUUUCCUUCUGUUUGAUUUGUCAGUAUGUGUUUGGGUGUUAUGACAAGAAUUCUAGUGAUACUACUAAUUUUCAAUUAAAGAGGCAACAUUUGCUUGUGGUUGGCAUGGUGCCAGAUGAACAUCCAAUUGAGGAGGAUGACUUCAUUGAUUCUGACUAUGAUAUCCCUUCUGGUGAUGAGGACUUCCAGCAGGUUUUGUAUGAACGAAAUGGUGAAAAUAAAGGCAGCAGAGAUAUCCCAUCUUUCCCUCAAAAUAGCACAGUAAUAGAAGGACUUUUUGGAGAAGAAAGUGAGUCUUCCAGUGAUAAUUCUGAGGACUUGUUCAUAGAACUAGAUACAGAUGAUGAUGGUGACACUAGGUUUGCAGAGUUUAAUGAAGAGAAGGAGAUGUAUAACCCAAGGUUAAGGGUUGGGUUGGUAUUUAGAGAUUUUGAUCAACUAAAGAGGGCUUGUAGAAACUGGGGGAUUAAGAACAGAUUUCAGCUAUGGUUCUCACAGAAUGAUAGAAAGAGAGUAAUCUGUGCAUGCCACAACAAACAAUGUUCUUUCAGGAUUUAUGCAGCUCACAUGAGCAAAGACAAUCCAUCAGUGCAAAUUAAGAGUGCUAAUCUUGAUCACAGCUGUGGAAAGGUCUUCAAUAAUUUUCAUGUAAAUUCAAGGUGGCUUGCCACUAAAUAUUUUGACAAGUUCAAGGCUGAUCCAAAUUGGAGCUGCAAUGGCAUAAUUAAACAAGUUAAGGAUGACCAUGGUUUCACAAUUUCUCAUAUGAAAGCUUGGAGAACCAAACACUUGGCAAUGAAGUUGGUCAACGGAGAUGAGGGUGAGCAAUACACAAACCUCACCAAGUAUGCAGCUGAGCUCAUGCAAACCAAUCCAGGUAGCACACUAAUUUUGUGGAGGGAUGAAGGUGUCUUCAAAGGGUUUUAUAUCUGUCUAAAGCCCUUAAAGGAUGCAUUCUGGUCAGGUUGUAGGCCAUUUAUAGGAUUUGAUGGAUGUUUUUUGAAAUCUCUCUAUGGUGGUCAGUUGUUGUCAGCAGUAGGGAUUGACCCCAAUGAUUGUAUACUACCCAUUGCCUAUGCAGUAGUGUUGGUUGAGAAUAGAGAUACUUAG